Molecule: messenger RNA, 3164 nt
Organism: Oncorhynchus gorbuscha (pink salmon)
Lineage: Eukaryota; Metazoa; Chordata; Actinopteri; Salmoniformes; Salmonidae
Product: mucin-5AC-like
Exons: 5
Source: RefSeq, a predicted model, not a curated record
CAGCUGUCACCACCACCAGUCCUGCAGCACCUCUCACCACUACCCCUGCCCCUGCAGCAGCUGUCACCACCACCACUCCUGCAGCAACUCUCACCACUACCGCCCCUGCAGCACCUGUCACCACCACCGUCCCAGCAGCUGCAGCAGCUGUCACCACCACCACCACUCCUGCAGCACCUCUCACCACUUCCGCCCUGCAGCAGCUCACCUCUCACCACUACCUGACCCUGCAGCAGCUGUCACCACCACCACUCCUGCAGCACCUCUCACCACUUCCGCCCCAGCUGUCACCACCACCGCCCCUGCAGCCCCUGCAGCACCUGUCACCACCGCCCCUGCAGCAGCUCAGCUGUCACCACCACUCCCUGCAGCACCUCUCACCACUUCCACCUGUCACCACCACCGCCCCUGCAGCAGCUGUCACCACCACCACUCCUGCAGCACCUCUCACCACUUCCGCCCCUGCAGCCUGCAGCAGCUGUCACCACCACCACUGCAUGCAGCACCUCUCACCACUACCUCCUGUAGCAGCUGCAGCAGCUGUCACCACCACCGCCCUGCAGCACCUCUCACCACCACUCCGCUCUGUCACCACCACCACUCCUGCAGCACCUGUCACCACUACCGCCCCUGCAGCAGCUGUCACCACCACCGUCCCUGCAGCACCUCUCACCACCACCGCCCCUGCAGCAGCUGUCACCACCACCACUCCUGCAGCACCUCUCACCACCACCGCCCCUGCAGCAGCUGUCACCACCACCACUCAUGCAGCACCUCUCACCACUACCGCCCCUGCAGCACCUGUCACCAACACCGUCCCUGCAGCAGCUGUCACCACUACCGCCCCUGCAGCAGCUGUCACCACCACCACUCCUGCAGCACCUCUCACCACUACCGCCCCUGCAGCAGCUGUCACCACCACCACUCAUGCAGCACCUCUGACCACUACCUCCCCUGCAGCAGCUGUCACCACCACCGUCCCUGCAGCAGCUGUCACCACCACAACUCAUGCAGCACCUCUCACCACUACCGCCCAUGCAGCACCUCUCACCACUACCGCCCCUGCAGCACCUCUCACCACUACCGCCCCUGCAGCAGCUGUCACCACCACCGCCCCUGCAGCACCUGUCACCACCUCCGUCCCUGCAGCAGCUGUCACCACCACUCCUGCAGCACCUCUCACCACUUCCGCACCUGCAGCAGCUGUCACCACCACCACUCCUGUAGCAGCUGUCACCAACACUGCUCCUGCAGCACCUCUCACCACUUCCGCACCUGCAGCAGCUGUCACCACCACCACUCCUGUAGCACCUCUCACCACGACCGCCCCUGCAGCACCUGUCACCAACACCGUCCCUGCAGCAGCUGGUACCACCACUGCUCCUGCAGCAGCUGGUACCACCACUGCUCCUGUAGCAGCUGUCACCACCACCGCUCCUGCAGCAGCUGUCACCACCACCGCCCUUGCAGCAGCUGUCACUACCACCCCCCUAGCUGUCACCACCACUGCUCCUGCAGCAGCUGUCACCACCACCGCCCCUGCAGCACCUCUCACCACUACCGCCCCUGUAGCAGCUGUCACCACCACCGCCCCUGCAGCAGCUGUCACCACCACCGCCCCUGCAGCACCUGUCACCACUUCCGCCCCUGCAGCAGCUGUCACCACUACCGCCCCUGCAGCAGCUGUCACCACCACCGCCCCUGCAGCAGCUGUCACCACCACCACUCCUGCAGCACCUCUCACCACCACCGCCCCUGCAGCAGCUGUCACCACCACCACUCAUGCAGCACCUCUCACCACUACCGCCCCUGCAGCACCUGUCACCAACACCGUCCCUGCAGCAGCUGUCACCACUACCGCCCCUGCAGCAGCUGUCACCACCACCACUCCUGCAGCACCUCUCACCACUACCGCCCCUGCAGCAGCUGUCACCACCACCACUCAUGCAGCACCUCUGACCACUACCUCCCCUGCAGCAGCUGUCACCACCACCGUCCCUGCAGCAGCUGUCACCACCACAACUCAUGCAGCACCUCUCACCACUACCGCCCAUGCAGCACCUCUCACCACUACCGCCCCUGCAGCACCUCUCACCACUACCGCCCCUGCAGCAGCUGUCACCACCACCGCCCCUGCAGCACCUGUCACCACCUCCAUCCCUGCAGCAGCUGUCACCACCACUCCUGCAGCACCUCUCACCACUUCCGCACCUGCAGCAGCUGUCACCACUUCCGCCCCUGCAGCAGCUGGUACCACCACCACUCCUGUAGCAGCUGUCACCAACACUGCUCCUGCAGCACCUGUCACCACUUCCGCCCCUGCAGCAGCUGUCACCACCACCAGUCCUGCAGCACCUCUCACCACUACUGCCCCUGCAGCAGCUGUCACCACCACCACUCAUGCAGCAACUCUCACCACUACCGCCCCUGCAGCACCUGUCACCACCACCGUCCCUGCAGCAGCUGUCACCACCACUCCUGCAGCACCUCUCACCACUUCCGCACCUGCAGCAGCUGUCACCACCACCACUCCUGCAGCACCUCUCACCACUUCCGCCCCUGCAGCAGCUGUCACCACCACCGUCCCUGCAGCACCUCUCACCACUACCGACCCUGCAGCAGCUGUCACCACCACCACUCCUGCAGCACCUCUCACCACUUCCGCCCCUGUAGCAGCUGUCACCACCACCGCCCCUGCAGCAGCUGUCACCACCACCACUCAUGCAGCACCUCUCACCACUUCCGCACCUGCAGCACCUGUCACCACCACCGUCCCUGCAGCAGCUGUCACCACCACUCCUGCAGCACCUCUCACCACUUCCGCACCUGCAGCAGCUGUCACCACCACCACUCCUGCAGCACCUCUCACCACUUCUGCUCCUGCAGCAGCUGUCACCACCACCACUCAUGCAGCACCUCUCACCACUACCUCCCCUGCAGCAGCUGUCACCACCACCGCCCAUGCAGCACCUCUCACCACCUCCGUCCCUGCAGCAGCUGUCACCACCACUCCUGCAGCACCUGUCACCACUUCCGCCCCUGCAGCAGCUGUCACCACUACCGCCCCUGCAGCAGCUGUCACCACCACCGCCCCUGCAGCAGCUGUCACCACCACCACUCCUGCAGCACCUCUCACCACUACCGCCCCUGCAGCAGCUGUCACC